AUUACAGCCCGGACGUAUUGUCGACGGCGAUCCUUGGUUUUUUGGUUUACUUGCUAGCGAAAAAGCGACCACCCCUAGCUCGGAAAAAGAACACAACAACGAACACAACGAUAGGAAAAUAAGGUACCGUGACUUGAUCAACCCAGUCGGAGAUACCAAGCCACUCGAGUACAACCUCUCGUCAACCCGCACAUCCGGAUAGCCUAAGAAUAGGCAUCGAAGCUUCCUCAGAGGACACGUCAAUACAACACCAACCGACCGUCUACAACUCCUUUGCUAUACCUACCCUCUUGACCUACGAGCGACGGCAGAUACCUUUCCAACUACCACACGCAAGCAAACACAUACACACACAAUGAUCCGCUCAACUCAAAUAGCAAGGCUCGACGGCCUCAUGCUCUGCGCUUCCGUCGACGACGAGCAACAAGAAGCAGCCCUCUCCGAAGUCAAGUCGCAAAUCAAGCAAGUCCUGCGCAAGCUCACCCGCAACUCGGAACCCCAAGCCAGCAUCGAAAGCGGCGCCUACAACCUAAACUACCUAAUGGACUCGGACAUCACCUUCAUCUGCAUAACAGACAAAUCCUACCCGCGCAAGCUAGCCUUCACCUACCUCUCCGACCUCGCCCGCGAGUUCACGACGACCUACCCCGUCGCCCAGCUCCACUCCCCCUCCCUCCGCCCCUACGCCUUCAUGGAGUUCGACACCUUCAUCUCCCGCACGAAAUCGACCUACUCGGACGCCCGCGCCUCCCAGAACCUCGACAAGCUCAACGACGAGCUGCGCGACGUGACCAAGGUCAUGACGAAGAACAUCGAGGACCUCCUGUACCGCGGCGACUCCCUCGAGCGCAUGGGCGAGCUCAGCUCCCGCCUGCGCGACGACAGCAAAAAGUACAGGCGCGCCGCCGUGAGGAUCAACUGGGAGCUGCUGCUCAAGCAGUACGGCCCCCUCGGAGCGCUGGGGUUCAUUGUCAUCGUCUUCUUUUGGUGGCGGUUCUUCUAAAGUGGGGGCUUGAGGUUUGGUUCGCCUCCUUUGGCGGUGCGAACGAGGACAAGGAACGGUUUGCUUCCCUUCCUCUGGGGAGCAUUGGAUCCUUUGGCCUGAGAAAGGCAAAGGUUCUUUGACGAUGUUGGGCGUUAUGUUGGCGACUGUGUAUAUCUUUCUUGAUUCAUGUACAUCAAUCAAAUUACGGCACGGACUUCUCAGGCGGAUGCAGGGGAAGACGGAGAGGGGCAACAAAACAAGAAUUGGUUUUUG
Colletotrichum scovillei is the source of this 1258-nucleotide messenger RNA. RefSeq names its product transporter sec22. The record is from RefSeq and is a predicted model, not a curated record. Gene Ontology annotation, biological process: retrograde vesicle-mediated transport, Golgi to endoplasmic reticulum; vesicle fusion with Golgi apparatus; endoplasmic reticulum to Golgi vesicle-mediated transport. NCBI's taxonomy places the organism in Eukaryota, Fungi, Ascomycota, Sordariomycetes, Glomerellales, Glomerellaceae. Gene Ontology annotation, cellular component: endoplasmic reticulum membrane; ER to Golgi transport vesicle membrane; Golgi membrane. The transcript is spliced from 3 exons. Gene Ontology annotation, molecular function: SNAP receptor activity. Bases 356 to 1003 code for a protein of 215 amino acids.